AUGUCGUCAAACAAGUCUACUCUUCCUUCUUCAUCAUCAUGCAGUCGGAGGAAUGCAUCACUCUGGACUCUGUCCAUCUCUGCAGUUUUGUUGACUGCAAUCUGGGGCAUGGCAUCAUUUGGAUUUGAAGAACACCAUAUAGACACCAACCAUCGAGUUUCUGCUACACAACCGCGCAACAAUACAAUCAGCUUUUCGGCAUCUCAUUUCCCUCCCUCCUACUGGCCUAAGUUUAAGGGUCAAAGAUAUGUCACACUGCUUGAUGGUACUUGGGGCACUGCAAAUGUCUCCAGCCACGACCUUGCUACCUUUGAUUCGAUGAACCCAAACUUUGAUCCUUCUACAAUCAAAUUCAGUGCAGAUAUGCCCGUUCCAUCCUGUGUUGACAGCUCGCCUCCGGGAUACAUGAUACCACGUGGAGUGUAUUUCUUUCGAAGACUUUUUCACUUUGACCUUGCAAGCGCAGGGGCUCGACUGCAGUUCCAAGGUUGUUCCUUCUACUGUCGUGUGUGGGUGAACGGGCAAGAGGUUGGCGAUCACCGUGCCGGUGGGUAUGUUGCUUUUACUCUAGACAUUCCACCACAAGCUUCUGUCGACAACGAGAUCUUUGUGCUGACGGAUGACCGCUUCAACAAGACAACGGCACCAAUGCAUACAGGUGGUGACUUUUUCCACUACGGGGGAAUCAUGAGAUCUGUCGAGUUGCAUGCGCUUCCUCCACCUCGCGAAGGUACCUCGGGAUCAUCACUAUCACUAUGGCCAUGGAGGGUGUAUGCAACACCAAAUUCGCUGGAGACCGUGAACGUCACUCUGCAUCUAACAGAUAGGACGUACACGGGUCCCAUCGAUACCGAAAUUAGGGUCUCUUUCGAUAUGGGGCCGGGUGUGGCAUACGCUCCAAAACUAUUUUCUGCCGUUGAUGGUGUUGCUAGUCUGGGUAACAUGAAGGUCCCAAACCCAAGGGUAUGGUCGACAUUGGAUCCUCAGUUGCACACUUUGUCGGUGGAGAUGGAGGGAGCUGUCUUGGUCGAGCGGUUUGGGCUGAGAAUGUUUGACAUUGAUGAAGAUAGCCUCCGUAUUCGACUGAAUGGAGAAAUAAUCAAGCUUCUUGGAUGGGGUCAUCACACACAGUGGCCUGAUACGGGAGGAUCUCCAACGGAUGAACAGUUGGAUGAGGACAUUUUGCUACUAAAAGCUGCUGGAGCAAAUUUUGUUCGUGGAGCUCAUUAUCCGCAGGAUGCACGCUGGCUAGAUCGAUUGGAUGAGAAUGGGAUGGUUAUGUGGUGCGAAACGCUAGGACCAAACAUUUCGGCUGCAGAUACCGUUGAUCCUUAUUUUUUGAAGUAUCAGGCACAGCAAAUGAACGAGAUGCUGGACAAUGCCAUUAAUCAUGCAUCAAUUGCCAUUUGGGCAUAUUUCAACGAAGGCCCAUCGGGCGAAAACGCAUCUUGUCCAGCUUAUCAGAUGAAUACAGACCUUAUCAAAUCACGAGAUACAUCUAGGCUCGUUUCCUAUGCGUCUAGUGAAGCUCCACCAAAGGAUGUUUGCUUCCCUGUUGUCGAUAUUGUUUCGAUCAACGGAUAUCCAGAAUGGUACGAUAAACCAUCUGCAAAAACCUAUUGGAGUGCUUUCGCAAGUUACUACAAGGCACUAGGAAAGACUUUUUUGAUCUCAGAAAGUGGAGUAGGUGCUAUUUAUGAAUGGCAGGACAACGAGACUGCAGUCCCAUGGACUUGCGCAUACCAAGCAAAGGCCUUGGUUGAUAUAGUCGAGGAAUCGAUUUCGGAUUUCAAUGUGAGCGGACUCGCUCUAUGGCAUUUCUUUGACUUUAAGAGUACUGACUUUGUAAUCACUGGCAACUGGGAAAAUAAUACCCAUUGCGACUACUUAGAUAAUGUCUAUCCACCAACAUGUGGGUAUAUUGACGUGAACAUUUCCACGCCAUUUCAGAAACCUGGAGGACAAAAUUGCAAAGGAGUUAUUGACUUUUGGAGACGAAAGAAACCAAGUUACGGAGAAGUCGCAAAGCGCUUCACAGCAAUCACAGCAAAAACAACUCAACACAGAUAG
Cylindrotheca closterium is the source of this 2070-nucleotide messenger RNA. Lineage: Eukaryota; Bacillariophyta; Bacillariophyceae; Bacillariales; Bacillariaceae. The record is from the annotation of a GenBank genome assembly.